Molecule: messenger RNA, 453 nt
Organism: Peronospora farinosa
Lineage: Eukaryota; Oomycota; Peronosporomycetes; Peronosporales; Peronosporaceae
Source: the annotation of a GenBank genome assembly
AUGAUCGAAGCACCAGUCGCUCAGGUAUCGAGUGAAGAUCAGUACAUAGGCGUACCAGGUCAGGAAGGUGAAGAGCAGGCAAUACGACCGAAAAAAAUGUUUGAGGCGGUGGUGGAAGCGAUGAAGGCAGCCCCGCAGGAUCCUCCGCACGAUGCAUGGAUCGCAACAGUUGCAGAACUAUAUAUAAUUGCGCAUGAUACGGUGACCAUAGCUGUGGCACUAGUCCCGACCGAAAAGCAACGCUUUCCGAGACUCCGUAGCGAAGAGAAAGCUAUCAUAUUCAGGUUCUUUGAGAAGGCGUGCAUUGUCAGCGACGGCUCGUUCGUGAAGUGGGAACAGUACGCGCAGACGGUGACUCAUGAUCUUUACAAUACAAGCUGGUCGUUCAAAGAUAUCAUUCAAAGCAUAAUUAGCAAGGUCAAGUUGGCGCGGGCAAAGGCACUAAACCAGUGA